UCGGCGGAGAGGAUGAGGCGGAAGGCGGGAGUGGGCGCGAUACACAAGCAGAAGCUGGAGCAGGAGAAGUACCGGGACAAGGGCACGGAGAUCCAGGAGAACCAGUUCGAGCAGAUGAGCAAGCACAUGGAGACGUUCCGCGUGAAUCUCGAGGAGUUCGCGUCCAAGCACAAGAGCGAGAUCAAGAAGAACGCUCGCUUCCGCCGCCAGUUCACGGAGAUGUGCGCCUCGAUCGGCGUCGACCCGCUCGCGUCCGGCAAGGGUUUCUGGUCGGUGCUGGGCAUCGGCGACUUCUACUACGAGCUCGCCGUCCAGAUCGUCGAGGUCUGCAUGGCGACCAACUACAAGAACGGCGGCCUGAUAUCGCUCGACGAGCUGAGGACGCGUCUGGUUCAGGCGAGGGGGCGCAGGAAGGAGCACCAGGAGAUCACCAACGAGGACCUGCUGGCCGCCGCCAAGAAGCUGAGGAUAUUCGGCAACGGCUUCUCCGUCGUCCCCAUCGGCAGGGGCAGGCACCUGGUGCAGUCGGUGCCGGGCGAGCUCAGCAUGGACCACACGGCGGUGCUGCGCCAGGCCAGCCUGUCCGCCAACGCCUACGUCUCCAGGUCCAUUCUGUGCAAGGAGCUGAGGUGGGAGGAGGACAGGGCGCAGAAGGCUCUGGACCACAUGAUGAAGGAGGGGCUCGCCUGGUUGGACAAGCAGGCCGAGGACGAGACGUUGUACUGGUUUCCUAGUUUAUUCGCGGCUUGCAUCGUUUCCAAAGAAUGAAACUGGCGUUAACAUUGCUGUCAGCGCCCGGGAUGCGUCGCGAACGUCCUGCCUGCGGUACGGGACACCGUCACCUGGCCUCGGAUCCCUGUGCGCAACUGCAAUCACGAGAGCGGACGCGAAUGAAGAGGAAAAUGCCACUUUCGUAUU
This is a messenger RNA of Vollenhovia emeryi, 918 nucleotides long. RefSeq names its product vacuolar-sorting protein SNF8 (gene lsn). Lineage: Eukaryota; Metazoa; Arthropoda; Insecta; Hymenoptera; Formicidae. The record is from RefSeq and is a predicted model, not a curated record. Bases 13 to 768 code for a protein of 251 amino acids. Gene Ontology annotation, cellular component: ESCRT II complex. The transcript is spliced from 2 exons. Gene Ontology annotation, biological process: protein transport to vacuole involved in ubiquitin-dependent protein catabolic process via the multivesicular body sorting pathway.